Molecule: messenger RNA, 2804 nt
Organism: Cavia porcellus (domestic guinea pig)
Lineage: Eukaryota; Metazoa; Chordata; Mammalia; Rodentia; Caviidae
Gene: Bean1
Product: brain expressed associated with NEDD4 1
Exons: 5
Coding region: 222-983 (253 amino acids)
Source: RefSeq, a predicted model, not a curated record
CCCCGCGACGCCGAGCCCGAGCGCGGCGCGUCCGAGCGGGAACCGGCGCGGGAGCCGAAGCGGGAGCGGGAACGCGAGCUGGAGCCGAAGCUGGAGCCAGCACUGCGGCGCGCGGAGCGGAGCGCGGCAGCCAGGCCGAGUGAGUGGAGGGGCCUUCCCGGCGAGAAGUCAGAGCUGUGCCCGUGGGCAGGCUGGCUCCGCUCUUCUGCUCCAAGGAUUACAUGUCCUUCAAACGCCCUUGCCCCUUAGCACGAUACAACCGCACCAGCUACUUCUACCCCACAUUCUCAGAGAGCUCGGAGCACAGUCACCUGCUUGUGUCUCCUGUGCUGGUGGCGAGUGCUGUCAUAGGUGUGGUCAUCAUCCUCUCCUGCAUCACCAUCAUCGUGGGCAGCAUCCGCAGGGACAGGCAGGCCCGGCUCCAGCGUCACCGCCAUCGUCACCACCGGCGCCAUCAUCACCACCGCCGGCGACGCCGACAUCGAGACUACGAGCACAGCCACGUUUCCGACGGGCACACGUACAGCCGCUCCAGCCACAGGAUGCGCUCGGCCUGCAGCCCCACGGAGGACUGGCCCCCGCCCUUGGACAUCAGCUCUGAUGGGGAUGUGGACGCCACGGUACUCAGGGAGCUGUACCCUGAUUCUCCACCAGGCUACGAGGAGUGUGUGGGGCCAGGAGCCACUCAGCUGUAUGUCCCCACGGAUGCACCACCACCCUACUCACUCACCGACUCCUGCCCCACCCUGAGUGGCGCCCUUGGCUCAAGCCCCAGUGGACACCAGCAGGAGCAGAGGACCGGCGCCCAGAGUGGCUUCCGCACCGUCUCCAUGGACACGCUGCCCACUUACGAGGCCGUGUGUGGCACUGGCUCCCCGUCAGGCCUCCUGCCGCUGCCGGGACCAGAACCAGGGCUAAGGAACUCACAGGGCUCAGCCAGCCUGACCCGGGCUCCAACCGCAAGCCCAGAGAGGAUUGUGUGAGUGACCCAACCCACCAGGUCCUGCUGGUCCCUCCAGGCUGAGCCACAUCCUUCAGGCACAUUUGGGCACACACAGGCACACACAACUCAUGCAUACACAUUUACAUGAUCACACACAGACACUCACAUCCCAUGUGCACACACGGACACAGACAUGGCCCACACUCGUGCGGACAUGUGCACACACGGCCCCACACUCACUCAAAACCUACCUGCGAAGGUUUUAUUGAAAAUGAAGGUCUCGGCCUCCUGCCGCCUCCUCCCCGACCUGGUGGCUGUUCCUCUGUGGACAGUGCUGAGCAGAAGGGCAAAGCAAGAACCAGGCUUUCUCUGCCUUCUCCCCGGGCCUCACCUGGAACAUUGGGUCCAAAUUCUGAUUCUGCCUCCAGAAACUGCUUGACCACCUGGAUCAGUGCCUGCCCUGACCUCUAGCCCAGGGUUUGUUCCCUGGAAGGUGGGCCAGGCCCCAGUGAGGUCGUGCUGUGCUGUGCCGAUCUCUCAAUCGCAGGGCAGAAGAGCCACCACAUCACCACCCUGCCACUUACAGGGUGGGGACAGCCCACCAGGCUCCUUUCUAACCCAGAGCCCUCAGGCUGGUGGUGCUAGUGCAGUUAUCGAAGAAGCCACCCCCAGCUACAGCUCGGGGUCAGGGCCCCAGGUGGGCGUGUGAUGGAGGAGCCUGGUUACAAUGGUUCCCACAUGGGUCCGGCACUGCCCAGAACAGAGCCUUCAGAGAAGACAGGGCCAGUGCCGUUGCCCAGGAGACCUCACCAAAGUGCUGUGUGGGCAUCACUCUAAGGCAGAUAAGGGCCCCUGGCAAAGUGCAUGCCCAGCUAGCCACAGUGGCCUGAGCUCAGAUGGACUAGAGCCACAGCCCAAGAGCUGGCACUGUCAACCCAGGUAGCAGCUACAGCUGGGGACAGUGCACCAACACAUUCUGGCCUGGGCCUUCCAGAGUGUAUGUAGAGAGAAGCUAAAGGGGCUAUGAACACCAUAAACACCAACCAUCAUGCCACUACCAGAGGACCAGUCUCAGCUCUGCUGCCAGGGUCCUUCCCCAGCAGGGGGUGUGUGGUCAGCCUGGCUGGGGAAAGGCUCAGUGCUUGGUCUGUGAACUCUGCAAUCCCCAUCAGAAAACAAGUAGGGAACAGCAGUGAUUCCUGAAGACCCAGUUGCCAGGGGUGACAGCCAAGCAUCUCUGCAGAGUGUCCCCGCCAGUGUGUUGGCAGGGAGCAAGUAACCCUGGCUCCCUCUCAUUCCCCCUUUAUCCUCAAACAGCAAACGCCCCUUACCCCCCACCCCCACCCCCUCCACAUACACAUUUCAUUUCCUCCAGUGAAGGGCUAAGACAAUUCAGUAAUCCCUUUCUUAAGCAGAGGGAUGGUAAGGACGGUGAUCUUGAAUUUUAUUUUCUGUUGAAAUAGCAUUUCUUCUGGUGCAGAGCCGAAAGGAAUCCACCCAGAGGGUCUGUAGUGUCCUGUGUGUCGCAUCAUGGAGUCCCAGACUCCAGCUCGGGGAGGGACAUUGUUUACAAGCAGUUCUGUCCACCUCUGUGGUGUACUGUUUUCUAGGCAAAAACAUCUGUCUGUCGUACUGUAUAGCCUUUAACAUGCACCCCAGGGAUGAGACUCUUUCAGGAAACGCAUCCUGUAUCUGUGACUCUGGAGUGCUGGGGGGAGAUUAAAAUCCCUGCCUGCUCAUCAGCGUUUGAGAGGCGGAGCUGAGCAGCUUUUCUUAUUCCUGGAUUAGGCGCUGACUAAGCAACAAUGUAUCUUUUCUGUGUUGGAAAUAAAUAUAUCAAUAAAAAUGUAGCAAGAAGUAA